Diaporthe amygdali is the source of this 3312-nucleotide messenger RNA. RefSeq lists its product as uncharacterized. The record is from RefSeq and is a predicted model, not a curated record. Gene Ontology annotation, molecular function: medium-chain fatty acid-CoA ligase activity. The coding region runs from base 1 to 3312 and encodes 1103 amino acids. NCBI's taxonomy places the organism in Eukaryota, Fungi, Ascomycota, Sordariomycetes, Diaporthales, Diaporthaceae. Gene Ontology annotation, biological process: fatty acid metabolic process. The transcript has 3 exons.
AUGACCAUUAACACUCUCUCCGAUCUAGUUUUUGGGACGGAGAAUGCUGAGUCGUCCGCGCACGCGGUCUUCGCGGCUGCUCGGAACGGUAUGACACUGACACGACAACAUCUCCAACAGGCCAGCCAGCAGGUGGCCGACUUAAUCCUUUCGAAGAGUAACGCCAAUGGCAGCGAAGUCGGUAUAAACGGGCAGCCGGUGAUUGCCAUGGCCCUUCCCAACGGCGUUGGCUUUGUUGUCACUUUCCUGGGAUUAGUAAGCCGCGGUGCCAUCGCAGCUCCGUUGAACCCAGCAUAUACCGUCCCGGAAUACGAGUUCUACCUGAGUGACUCAAAAGCGAGUGUGCUGGUUGUCGAAGCAGCUUUUGCGGGUGAAGCACAUCCUGGGAUCGUGGCCGCUCGCAAACUUUGUAUUCCAGUCUGCUCGAUCCAUAUAGAACAAGAUGAGCUAGCAGCCCUCCAGUUGGAUGUGGAAGUGCUUUAUCGUCAAGAGCGAUCGGAGGAAUCAGACAAAGAUAGAGUCAAAUCGAGCGGCGCGAUGCCUCUCCUCGCUUCUCCCAAUCCCGAUUCGAUCGCCCUCGUCUUGCACACAUCAGGGACGACAGGCAAGCCCAAAGCUGUUCCUUUGUCCCACGCCAACCUCUGCCACAGCGCGCGGAACGUGGCGCAGUCAUACAAUCUUGACCCGAGCGAUCGGAGCUACCUCAUCCAAGUUCUUUUCCACAUCCAUGGCAUUGUCGCCGGACUGCUCGCCCCUCUGGCAUCUGGCGGCAGUGUCGUGGUCCCAAGCAGAUUUGAUGCCAAUACGGCAUGGCAGGAUUUCGUCGCAUCAGGCUGCUCCUGGCUCUCGGGUACCCCUUCGGCGCUGCAGAUCCUCCUCCACGCGCCACACGCCGGCCCUGGCUUGCAUAUCAAGUUCCUACGCAGUUGUUCUGCGCCAUUGCUCCCUUCGACCUUCAAAGAGCUGCAGAGGGUCUUCGACUGCCCAGUUCUGGAGGCGUAUGCCAUGACCGAAAAUGCUCAUCAAAUUACUACCAACAUGUCGAGUCAAGCCAAACCAGGGUACGUCGGCAAACCAUUAGGCGCGGUGUCCCUCUGCAUUUUCAACGAUGAUACUGCCGCUGGUCCGCUUGCGAAAGAUGUUGAGGGCGAGGUCUGCAUCACUGGGCCCUCAGUUACGAGGGGCUAUCUCGAAAAUCCUGAAGCCAACGCCAAGGCCUUCUUCACAGACUCGGGCGGGACACGCUGGUUCCGUACGGGCGACCUUGGCAUUCAAGACAGUCAAGCCGGGGGCCAUCUUCGCAUCGUGGGACGGAAGUCCGAGAUCAUCAACCGCGGAGGCGAGAAAAUAUCACCACCAGAGGUUGACGAGGCCAUGAUUCUCUGUGCUGCGCCGCAUGUUCGCGAGGCGGCUUGCUUCGCGGUUCCUGACGCGUUCUUUGGCCAAGAGGUGGAGGCCGCCGUGGCCCUGGCGAAAGAUGCCCCUAAAGAGCUACACGACGAGACGACGAUCCAACGGCUUCUCGGAGAACGGCUUGUCCUCUUCAAGGUCCCCAAACGCAUUCAUUUUUUCGAGGACCAAAUUCCGAAAGGCCCCACAGGCAAGAUACAGCGUGCUCAACUGUCCAAGACGCUCUCAAAGCAGGAUGGCAAAGCCAAACUAGAAGUCGACAGCUUGGAUCCCGUGGAUCUUCACGCCCGUAUAAUCAAAGUGAUGGCAGGGGCUCUGCGCGUCGAUGGCGACAGCCUUCAGCCUGAAGUCACGCUCUUGGAAUUGGGCGCUGACUCGAUGAACUUGACGAGGCUCACAAGCGACAUGCGUCAUAUAAGGUGCAAUAUUGCUAUGUCAGAUCUCAUGCUCAAUCCCACCGUUCAGCAGGUCAUUGACAUAUGUAUGAAGUCGUAUUGCGCUUUGAGAGGAAAGGACAAGACAAACACCCUUGACUCAGACUUAGCCGAAGACAGAGAGCCGCCCGCUCCUUUCUCUGUUCUCAGCGAGUUCAUCGAAGGCAUGGAAGGUGCACCAUCCCUUGACUCCAUCUUAGCCAGCGUGACAAAACAAACAGGGCUGCAAGUCGAUCAGCUAGAGGAUGUCCUCCCCCUGUCUCCUGAGGCGAAGUGGUUCCAGAGCGGGACUUUGACGACGAAAUGGGGCCUUCAGGACACAGCAACUUCAUUCGUCACAAUAGGGGCUCCGAUACAAGACUCUGUUGAUAUUGAAAAGUUGAAAUCGGCAUUUACGGAGGCGGCCAAGGUAGAACCGAAGUAUCUACUCGUUAGCUACCCUAACGAGCAGGGAAACACAUGUCGAGAACUAUUCUUUGCUGAUAGCCACGUCGUGACCGAUAACACCUCCCGCUCCAGGCUCCGAGACAACGUCGUGAAGCUAUACCUAGGGCAAGCGACAGUAGACAACCUGCCACAAAAGCCCCUGCCAACCGGAAUACUCGUGCAAGAUCUUCUCCAGAGAGCAAAAAUCAAUCACCCCAGCAAGGCUAAAUUCUGGAGGGAUGACGAGAUAAGCCACGGCGCCGCGGAACGACCACCUUACAUUCCCCCACUGGAAGCAGGUGUCGGCGGCAGGGUGUCUCGGUGGUCUGUAGACAAUGCCUUCCACCAAUCCAUCUGGACAGGUGAUCUCAAAGGUCUGACCGUCGCAAUGGGAAUGACCGCGCCAACGGUCGUCCAAACUAUCAUGCCUUUAGCAUUGGCGGUCUACGAGUACCAAGGGACCCGCACGCUGCCCAAGUCCGUCUGCUUCGGGUACAGCUCCUCGUCUCGCAAUACCCGCAUCCCCAACAUCGACCAAUCGCGAGCCUUUGCCAUGUUCUUCCCGCCGUUCCGCUUCACUCUCGCGCUCGCGCAGCACUCGCUGUGGCUGCACUGCCAUCAGGCUGCGCUUAAGCAGGCGGACCUCGACGCACAUCGGCUGCUGGUGGAGGCAGCCGAUACGGCGCGGGAUAUCCACGUACAAUACAACUGGCGCGAGCUGCCUGUGGGAAGCCUGUGGGCGCAGACCAUCGAGGCUGGGCCCGAGCAGUUCCUGGCGGACUUCCCGUGCCACACGACCGUGAAUUGCAUGCGGAUGGGUAUUGAUUCUAUUUUCAUGCUGGAUGGUGAAGAGGAGAGGUACAUCAGGUGGAGGGAAGAGAAUGGGUUCCCGGUGAGCUUCAUGGAGGUGCUGCAGCGAUGUUUAACUUUCAUGUGUAACAGGAAGGAUGAGCUUGUCGGUCUGACUCUGCAUGAUCUUGUGGAGACGGUAUGGGCUUCUUCUGACACUUGUGCUACUGGGCAUGCGGCAAGUACGAUGUGA